ACGUCAGUGGUUGCUAGGCAGACCUUCACUGACAGCCCUUUGCUCCAAGCUGGGUACCGGAGGUGGGCUCCUAAAGUUAGAUAUCGCACAGAAUCUGAACAGCCCAAUAGGGGAUUGUAGUGUCCUCUAGACCAAUGGAAGGAAGUGAAACUAUUGGGAAAGAGCCAGUUGGAUCAUGAGGAAGACAUAAAUCGCAGAGCAGAGGUUUUCUUGGAAGGUUAUCUGCAAAGGGAGGAGGGAGGUGGUUAACCUGUGCGUAUCCCCCAAUUUUCAUCCAUCCUGCCUUGAAAUCAGAAAUUGCACUCACUAGGCUCUUUUAUCAAUCCUGCCAUACCCCCUUCUUUGCAUCCAUAUCCCCGUCCCCAAGUCCGCUAGUACCCAAUGUGGAGUCUCGACUCUGCCCCCUCCUGACCAAAUCCGUUUCUCUGCGGGCCAAGCACUUCUGCCCCGCCCCUUGCCACUUGCUCAGCCAAUCGCUUGUCUUGGUCCCACCUUUUUCGACUCGUCCUCUCUCACUCCGCCAAUCCGUGCACUUUGCCCCGCCCCCUGAUUGCCGAGUCCGCCAAUCCCUGCCUUUGGGGAGAGUGGCCGGGUAUUCCGCAGCCCUUAGCGGGUCGCACCGGAGGCGGGUGGAGGCGGAAGUGGCGGCGCUGAGCCGCUGGAGUAGGAAGGAGCCGGGGCUGCAGCCGGAGUGGAGCGGCUGCCAGCCGAGGAGCAGGCGCGGCCGGGGCGCCAUAUUGCGGCCCUAAGCGGCCGCGACCAAGUCAUGGCCGAGACCUACGACUUCCUCUUCAAAUUCCUGGUGAUUGGCAGUGCAGGAACUGGAAAAUCAUGUCUUCUUCAUCAGUUCAUUGAGAAUAAAUUCAAACAGGACUCCAACCACACGAUCGGAGUGGAAUUCGGAUCUCGGGUAGUUAACGUGGGUGGGAAGACUGUGAAACUACAGAUUUGGGACACAGCUGGCCAGGAACGGUUUCGGUCGGUGACUCGGAGUUACUACCGAGGGGCGGCUGGAGCCUUGCUGGUGUACGACAUCACCAGCCGGGAGACUUAUAACUCGCUGGCUGCCUGGCUGACAGACGCCCGCACACUGGCCAGCCCCAACAUCGUGGUCAUCCUCUGUGGCAACAAGAAGGACCUGGACCCCGAGCGCGAGGUCACUUUCCUGGAGGCCUCCCGCUUUGCCCAGGAGAACGAGCUAAUGUUCCUGGAAACCAGUGCUCUCACGGGGGAGAACGUGGAGGAGGCUUUCCUGAAGUGCGCCCGCACCAUCCUGAACAAGAUCGACUCGGGUGAGCUCGACCCUGAGAGGAUGGGCUCAGGCAUUCAGUACGGUGAUGCUUCCCUUCGCCAGCUGCGGCAGCCUCGGAGUGCCCAGGCCGUGGCGCCUCAGCCCUGCGGCUGCUGAGACCUGCGGAGCCAGCUCACCUGUUCUACAGGACCAGCCCUGUCCUUCUGGCUGGGGCCCAGACCCAGGCCUCCAGAGGCCGAGUCCCUCACCUGCCCUGGCCUCAGAGAAGCUGCCCUGACACCUGCUCCCCUUCCCUGGCCUGAUGUGGCCUGGUUGAGGGGCAAGACUGAGCCACGGGGGAAGGGGGAAUCUGUACCUGCUGCUGCUUCCUCUGUCUUGGCUACCCCCGUCCCUCUUGAACCUCUAACCAUUCUCAAAGAGUUCCCAAAGCCUGAGACCAGGGCCAUUUGGCCCCAGCUCCCCUAACCCUGCCAUUGCGAGUACGAGUUAUUUAUUACCUGAAGGCCUACCCCCACCCCCUCACCCCCAUAAAGCACUAUUUAUACCUGUGUCUUGGCCUCCAUCAUUUUGGGGUGGAAGGGAGGGAUGGGAGGCAGAAGAGGUAUCUGAUGGAAGAAUCAAGUGUCAUGAUGUUUGGGACCAUGUUUCUGGGUCAGACAUGAUGUGCGGAUACACCGUGACUCAGGUGCCUGUUAUAGAGGGUAUCUCACUGUGUGCACAUGUUAUGACAGUGUGCCCUGGAGGCCCACAUCUGUAACACUAAUAUCCCUGUUUGUGCCAUAAUUGAUGGUAUCUGUAGGAAUGUGUGCUGCUUAUGUGUGACACUGUGACAACUCUGUGUACUCAGUGUGAUUGUAUUCAUGAGGCUGGUGUUGUUUGGGACACCAAACAACGUAAGAACUCAGGCCUGUGGGUGAUACCUAUACAUGUCUGAUGCCUGAAAGCCUGAGGAAGUGUCUGACUUGCAUGUGUGCCUCUGAGGUCUCUGUGUUUUGAUGUGAAUUUGGCUCCUUUGAUACACCUGUGUUUUACCGUGAA
Messenger RNA from Miniopterus natalensis, 2290 nucleotides. It is a transcript of the gene RAB4B, whose product is annotated as RAB4B, member RAS oncogene family. Gene Ontology annotation, biological process: Rab protein signal transduction. Gene Ontology annotation, molecular function: GTPase activity; GTP binding. The record is from RefSeq and is a predicted model, not a curated record. NCBI's taxonomy places the organism in Eukaryota, Metazoa, Chordata, Mammalia, Chiroptera, Miniopteridae.